UUGUUUAUGCUUUGAGAUGGUUUUUUUUUUUUUUUUUUUUUCCUAUUGCAAAUGUGAGUCCGGGAGAGUAGGCUUGAAUUUCAGGCCGUAAGCCAGUUCAGGAAGUUUGGCUGACACACAGCGUGAAUCCUUCUGCUACCGAGGACACCAGCCCUGAGCACUGAUGUGUCGAAUUCCAGAGGAGAGAGGAGACAGAGGAGGCAGACAGCCCCAGGAGCGAGGAGCCCUGUGGGCUCUCCAGUCCGAGCUUCGCCCCCCUGCUCUGGUGCGGCCACGUAACAGCAACCAGCCUGCUGGCUCUUCUUUGGUAAACUGACCUUUGCCCUCCCUGGGGCCACAUGUUAGUUUCUCUUUCACGAAACAGCUGACCCCACCUCCUCUCACUGACCAGGAAGUCGUGAACUGUCAGCUGUGUAUAUCGCUGCAUCCCACCCAGUGCCUCACUUCUGUUUGCUCUUCAUAGGUUUAAAAAGUUCAGAGCCAACUUUAAAAAUAGGAGGAUCUUCAGGUACAAAUCUGAAUUUCUGUUUCUGCUCAGGAGGGUAAAGAAAUAAUUAAAUAGAAAGAAAGAAAAGAAAAGAAACCAAAACCAUUCAGAACUUCCUGCUGCCUGGAGCUCACUGGCUGCAACAGCUGUUUCUCAUCUAGAAGAUCCCUGGGCUGGCCGCUUGCCUCUGGCUUCAGGCUUCAGAAACUCAAGCUGUCAGUCUCCGAGUGGAUGAAUUAGUGGUUUGAAUUGGAAAGAUACAUGGAGUAGGGAAAUGGAAUCUCACAGAAUUCUAGCAAGAAAAGCCAUUUGCAGAAGUGAGCUACCUUCAGUAGCUUGGUCCAAGAAGAGGAAGUUUCUGAGACUUCUGAAUUGAAACUGAAAAGCAACCUACUUCCAUUUGCUUUGAAAGGGAAUCAUGAACAUUGAAGCGUAUUUUGAAAGAAUUGGUUACAAGAACCCUAGGAACAAAUUGGACUUGGAAACAUUAACUGACAUUCUUCAGCACCAGCUUCAAGCCGUUCCCUUUGAGAACCUUAACAUCCAUUGUGGGGAAGCCAUGGAAUUGGAUUUGGAGGCCAUUUUUGAUCAAAUUGUGAGGAGGAAAAGGGGGGGCUGGUGCCUCCAGGUCAAUCAUCUUCUGUACUGGGCUCUCACCACCGUUGGCUUUGAGACCACAAUGUUAGGAGGGUAUGUGUACAACAGUAUAGCCAACAAAUACAGCAAGGCCAUGAUUCAUCUCCUGCUGAAGGUGACCAUCGAUGGCAGGAACUACAUAGCUGAUGCUGGGUUUGGACGCUCUUACCAGAUGUGGCAGCCUCUAGAGUUAAUUUCUGGAAAGGAUCAGCCUCAGGUGCCUUGUAUCUUCCGCCUUACAGAAGAAGGAGGAAUCUGGUACCUGGACCAAAUCAGAAGAGAGCAGUACAUCCCGAAUGAAGAAUUUCUGAAUUCUGAUCUUCUGGAAAAGAACGCAUAUCGGAAAAUCUACUCCUUCACUCUUGAACCUCGAACAAUUGAAGAUUUUGAAUCUGUGAAUGUAUUCCUUCAGGAAUCUCCAGCAUCUGUGUUUACAAGCAAGUCAUUUUGUUCCUUGCAGACCCCAGAAGGGGUUCGCUGUCUAGUGGGCUCCACCCUCACCUACAGGAUAUUCAAUUAUAAGGACAACAUGGAUUUGGUGGAGUUUAAGACACUGAAUGAGGAAGAAAUAGAAAAAGAGCUGGAAAGUAUGUUUAAUAUUUCCUUAGAGAAGAAGCUGGUGCCCAAACAUGGUGAUAGAUUUUUUACCAUUUAGGUAGGCAGAAAAAUGGUCUCAAUAUUACUUCCAGUGCUGUAACUUUUUAUUAAAAAAUCUUUUAUUAUAUAUAAAAGUAGAAAGAAUGAAAUGAUAAAUGUCUGUAUUUCACUUAGUUUAUCAACUAUCAAGCAGUGACCUGUCAUACUUUCUUAAUGCUCCCACGUUAUAUUGAAGACAGUUGUAGACAUCAAAUCAUUUCACCUAUAAAAAUCAGCGUAUAUAAUUAAAUAACGUUUAAAAACGCAUAACCACAUACCUUUUCAAAAUUAAUAAUAAUAAAGAUGUUUUAAUGAUGGUUUAUUGUUUCCAGAGGAGAAAUAGUGAUUUAUGCUAGAAAACCUCUCACAGUGGUUGAAUUUUGAAUUCAUAGAAUAUGUUUAUCCGUGGUUCAGCCUAUAGAACAUAGAGGAAACCAUUUUUCUUAAAUACAAUCGGUGUAUGUCCAAUGUCCAAUUUGUACAGAAAUUCCACAUGUAUAAUGGGAUUACAAUUCAACCAUGAAGAAUGAGACAUGACAUUGCUUCCGAAUAACCUAACAGUUCUCAAGACAAGGCAUAAACCAGUAACUUGUUAGCAUGUGAUUAAGUAUCAAGAGAAUGAUGCAACUAUUAAUUUCUUACGUGGCUCUUCCUGUCAACACUGUUCUUCAUGUACCAUUUUUCUGAAUUUGGGAGGCCUUAAAUUUACAAUUUUUCAGAUUUUGAAUUAAAUAUCUUUGUCUAAAUGUAAUGAGUAUUGUGAAUUUAAAAAUACUUAUUAUCUGUAAAAACUUGAUGUCUGAAAAUUAUGUUGAAACACUGUUGACCAAUAAAACAUCAGUCACAAAGGUUUUGUUUGGCAGUCAGGGUAUUAUGGGGCUGGAUCAUUUUUCAGUAGCGGAGUUUUCCUUUCAUCCUCUUUCUUGUCUCCCAGUUAUAUUCUUUUAUUUCCCCUUACACUUUGUCAUAAAGAAAAGGAGUACGAGCUUCGAAGUAUAUAUUUCUGAGUUCAAAUCCUGUGGACCCUGAGAGAAUUACUUGACGAAUCUCUGGCCCCAAUUCUUCAGGAAUAAUACUUAUAUAAGUAGGUGCCAGACUUAGAGAAAACUCUCAAAUAAACACUUGUUAUAUGGCUGAACGAAUAA
Messenger RNA from Camelus dromedarius (Arabian camel), 2904 nucleotides. Its product is annotated as arylamine N-acetyltransferase 1. Lineage: Eukaryota; Metazoa; Chordata; Mammalia; Artiodactyla; Camelidae. Gene Ontology annotation, molecular function: arylamine N-acetyltransferase activity. The coding region runs from base 906 to 1778 and encodes 290 amino acids. The record is from RefSeq and is a predicted model, not a curated record. The transcript has 5 exons.